AUGCUGCUGCUAGAAUGGCUGCGUUUGCUGAUAUUGAUCAGCGGCUCUGCAUCGGCGUUGAAGCGUGUCACAAGACAAGCGGGCUACACAUAUGACAGGCCGUCGGUGCCGUUUACAUUACCUACACCAGCCCCACCGCCACCCCCGAGUUGUUGUCAACCGGGACAAACGCCAUCGAAUAGCAAUUGCUAUGUGUGUCAAACACCCGCACCACCACCUGUAACUUAUAAUUAUCCUCCUCCCCCUCCCCCACCACCGCCGCCACCGCCACCACCCCCACCGCCGCCGCCACCUCCUCCUCCUCCUCCUCCUCCGCCGCCACCACCACCACCGCCGCCUCCUCCUCCACCACCGCCGCCGCCCCCUCCCCCGACCUGUUGUCAACCGGGUCAAACACCAGCAAACAGCAACUGCUACGUAUGUGCGCCGCCACCCUGCUGUCAACCUGGACAAGUGCCAUCAGGUGGCAAUUGCAUGAUAUGUGCAACGCCAGCACCGCCGCCACCUCCUCCCCCACCGCCACCUCCUCCUCCUCCACCUCCUCCACCACCGCCACCCCCGCCGCCGCCCCCACCAAGUUAUUUGCCGCCACCGCCACCGAGUGUUUCAACCCCAGCGCCUACGUACCUGCCUCCCUACACACCUGCUCCAACACCGAGGCCUCCUCCACCACCGCCGCCUCCACGACCCCCUGCGCCACCCCCACCCCCGCCCCCUCCGCCGACCUGUUGUCGCCCAGGGCAGACGCCGUCCAACAGCAACUGUUACGUUUGUCAGACGCCAGCACCACCACCUCCACCCCCUCCACGACCUCCUCCUCCGCCACCCCCUCCUCCCCCUCGACCACCAACUCCUCCUCGUCCUCGCAUAACUCCUCCACCACCACGACCCCUACCACCACCCAGGACUUAUCUUCCAGUACAACAGCCUCAGCCCCAGCCUUGUUGUCCACCGCAACAAACACAACCAUCGAACAAUUGUCGAGUGUGUCAACAACAACGACCCCAAUACCCAGCACCCCCUCCCCUACCACCAGCGAGAACAUAUCUACCACAAGUAGGCUAA
Diachasma alloeum is the source of this 1065-nucleotide messenger RNA. RefSeq names its product formin-like protein 20. Bases 1 to 1065 code for a protein of 354 amino acids. The record is from RefSeq and is a predicted model, not a curated record. Lineage: Eukaryota; Metazoa; Arthropoda; Insecta; Hymenoptera; Braconidae. The transcript is spliced from 4 exons.